Molecule: messenger RNA, 1237 nt
Organism: Suillus paluster
Lineage: Eukaryota; Fungi; Basidiomycota; Agaricomycetes; Boletales; Suillaceae
Exons: 5
Coding region: 320-1168 (282 amino acids)
Source: RefSeq, a predicted model, not a curated record
AUUACCAGUUUAGAACAUGGCUCACUUCGACUCUGGGACAUGGAUAGUGGUACUUUGUUCAGGACUUCGCACGCACGUUGUCUCGCAUAAUGAGCGUGUUCUUGAGAUCGCCGAGAAAGGGGGGGCGAGGUAAGUGGAAAUUCGUACCAGUCCUCUAUGAUGCGUCUCACUUGCGUCAAUUUCGUCUGAGACCAUCAUCUGUGAACAACAUUUCUGAUUUGUCUCACGAUGAUGGUGUCAGGUGAAUUCAGAAAAUUUCCCCCCGGUCUGCAUAUUUCCUUUCGCGCUCUUCUCCGUUAGCUUCUUAUUCCGUAUAACCAUGCCGAACAUGAAACCUACUACUUCAUCGUUGAUUGCACUACACGGUUCAUGCCCCUCUUCAGAUAGAAGUUCAAGCUCGUCGGACUUCAUCAAACUGGACUCGCGGCAUAUGGCUGGGGACGACGUGAAACUGAAGCUGCGUCCGGUCUGUAUCGCCAUGAAGAAGGCGGCGACUGUCAUCCAUGCUCGACCCCACACGUUGACGGCUGCUGUGAAGACGAUGACUCGGGCUCUUACUGGCUUUAGGAAAGGGAGGUUGGAUAAAGAGGAGGUCUGCAUGGCUAGUCCUCAUCGAGAUAUGUUUAGGAGGAGGACUUCAGUCAGGAUCAGGCCAGAAGAGCCGUUCUACAGCCUUCCAAACCUAUACUUCUCCGUGCACACUCUACCUAUGGAAAAGACUGUUGGACAUCACGCGGGAAGAAGGAUCACAUCCAGGUCACCGUCCUCGAUCGUCCAUAGACAUAAACGAUCUCGUAAGCCACGCUGUCGAACCACUUUCGAUGUGACGGAAUUCGUUGAGGCCGUUGCGCCAUUAUUGUCACCUGCGCCCUCGUCGCUACCUGUGCCCUCAUUGCCAUCUGCGGCCGCGCACGUCCCUCUCGCUGAUCCCACCCCUGAAGAGCGUGAAUCAUCCCAGCGCAUUCCAGGCUAUCUCGAGUCCACACAGGGUAUUCGCCGCUUUGCGCACUGGGCCGACUGCGCAUUCCAUCACACCAUGGUCUUCCUAGCGCUCGUCGUCGCGCUCGUGUGGUACAAGGCUGAUGUGGGCGUUCCGGUGGCUUGUGGGCUCAUGUCCAGGUUCAUGUAUGUUUGGUCGGGCUUCCAGUUGGACUCCAGAUUGAGAUGAUCGACAGAGUUUGUACUUGUUGGCGAAGGGUCGGCGUUUGCGAACCACACGGCGCUUAUUAAAGGUUGU